Messenger RNA from Photinus pyralis (common eastern firefly), 577 nucleotides. RefSeq names its product tctex1 domain-containing protein 2-like. The coding region runs from base 61 to 546 and encodes 161 amino acids. Gene Ontology annotation, biological process: microtubule-based movement. The record is from RefSeq and is a predicted model, not a curated record. The transcript has 4 exons. Gene Ontology annotation, cellular component: cytoplasmic dynein complex; cytoplasm. Gene Ontology annotation, molecular function: dynein intermediate chain binding. Lineage: Eukaryota; Metazoa; Arthropoda; Insecta; Coleoptera; Lampyridae.
CAUGGUGAUAUGUCAAAAGUUUCAAAAUUUCCCUUGUAAACACCAGGAGUUUAUUUCGCCAUGGACGACGUCGAAACGGAGCUCGCAUGCGACGACGGCGUCUCCGCCCUAGCUUCGGACGCCACGCGCACAGGCGACGCCGUUCACACGAUCUCCGCCGGAAAGGACCCCAGCCACGAUUCCGUACCGGCCCUGCAGUCCUACCAGAUAAAGCCCGCCCUGGAAGACAAAUUUAAGGAGAACCCGGUGAAGGAGAUCAUUCGCAAUACGGUUACGAGCAAGCUCGCGGGACGGUAUUACGACUCGGACAACGCGAAGAAGUGGACCAUAUCGAUCGCGAACGAUGUCAAUACGCGAGUUAGAGAGUUGAAAAUGAAGCGAUACAAACACAUCGUGCAGGUCACCAUCGGUGAACUGAAAGGAGCCGGGGUCAAAUGCGGAGUGCGUUGCCUGUGGGAUUCCGAAACGGACGGCUACACCAGUGACACCUUUAUGAACGAGACCAUUUUUUGUGUUGUCGUCGUGUUCGCAGUGUAUUUAUAUUGAAGAUUUGUAACGAAUAAAAUGUUUUAUUAGC